GAAGGUAUAAACUUUCGAAAAACGCAAAAACAAUUCGAUUUUUUUAAAGUUUCGCCCUUAAUUCUCUGUGAAGUACGUAAAAUCGAAGAGUCAAGUUGGACGAAAGAUGGCGAAAGAACUUGGAACAAAAUAUCCAAUAACACAUAUAUAAUUCAUUAAAUCAAUAAAUGUGUAUUAAAAUUUAAAUACAGUGGCAUCGUAUAAAAAUCGACACGAACUUUCCUUACGACCCAGUUACGAUUUAAAUAAUUUAACAUGAUUAUAAUACAACUGGAGUACAUCAAAAAAUUGAAUAAAUCCAUCUGUAACAGCGACCAGAUUGUAACAUAAAGAGCGAAGGGGCGAAAUGGUAAGAAGGUCGAGACAGGGUGGCCUUCUUCGGGGGUAGUUAGGGAAGCAGGGUGGUCGAGCACAUGACUGGGAAGCAGAUAGUUGAUAGUCGCGCGGAGGUCGACGCAUGCUCCGAAACGUUUUUCCCCGGGGUGAUACUCAGUCAGGCAAACGAACCGAGCCUGCAGCCGAGGCUGGCAGACGUUCGAUCGUUACGGGGUGAAUCAGUGGUGUACCGCGAGAGCACGACUCGGACAUGCGUAUCGAUCGUUAUCGUUCUCAUUUGCGUAUGCCAACUUUUUUCCGAAAUAAGCUCGUUAUCGUCGGCGACGACGUUGCAGCGUUUCGUCCGCGGGAGGACAUCAAACAUUGAUCGUUGGCAGAAAUUGGAAAGGGGUGACAUAUCUUUUUAUUGAGAGGAUAAAAGGAAAAGCGUGAUAUUAAGCGAACGAUGGUGUAAUGAAGAUGAAUUGAAGGAACUAAUUGAUUAAUUGAAAACAGGUUUCAAUUGUAUAGACUAAACGGUGAUUAAUUAGAGAUAGGAGUUAACACGUUACGACGAUGAUAGCUGACGGGCGUUUAGAUGCAUGCCGACGUUAGAUAGUCUGGCCAUCCUUUAUAAAACGAAUGCGCACCACCUGUAGCUCGAUAUCUAUGCUCGAAAGGUCAAUCCCCUUUUUACCGAGUUCAUUUACGAAUUAAUUAAAAUGGGAAUGUUACUGAAUUGGUUCGAAGUUGCUAAUUAGUUCGGUCUGAGGAAUCGGUCCAAUUAUGACGGAUAAGGAGAAUAACAGCUCGUGCAAAUGGAGCAUGGAGGAGCGGGAAAAAAUGCUGACUACUGGCACUCUCGAGCAGAAGAAGGCGGCGUUCAAAGAUGACGAAGAGCUGAUGAGGGAGACGACCAAGUUCGUGGCUGAAGUUAUAGAAACGGCUUCUACGGAGGCUUCCAAGAGGAAAGAAUGUUCUGAGGGAAGUAGACUGAAAGGUGUGGACAGCAUCGCUGGCUGGAAUAACCGUGCACGUGGGUUCUGCAGCCGAGUAAUAAACGCCCUCUGUCCAUGCUUCACCAACAAUGAAUUGUUCGCCUGGACGCCGUACCGGUAUCGCUUCACGAGACCUUAAUCGCUACCCAGAAUUACUUUGCCGAGCAACUAUCGAUCCGAUCGCUGACAAACAGCGCGAGUACUUAUCGCGCGUGCGGAUUAAUGCAAAUUAAUUAAACGCGGUCAACGAUCGUCUCUUCGUCCUUCGGAUUUAAGCCUCCGCUCAACCCUUCCUCAAUGAGACG
Messenger RNA from Ceratina calcarata, 1618 nucleotides. RefSeq lists its product as uncharacterized. The record is from RefSeq and is a predicted model, not a curated record. The coding region runs from base 1102 to 1452 and encodes 116 amino acids. NCBI's taxonomy places the organism in Eukaryota, Metazoa, Arthropoda, Insecta, Hymenoptera, Apidae. The transcript is spliced from 6 exons.